GCGCGGCCAGUCGCGGCGGGCGGGGCGGAGGAUGGAGGUGUGAGCGUGCGCUGCGACGGUUGGGGCUGCGCGCGAGAAGGUGGCGGUGUAGGCGCCCGGGCUAGGCGGGGGCCAGCGGCGGCCGGACCAUGGCUGGAGACGGUCUCCGCUGGGCUCCCUGAGGUGCGCUCCCUGAAGUCCCAGGGAGCCGUGGCCCAUGGGCUUGCUGAGCAGCCGAGUCCUGCGCCAGCCGGGGCGAGCCCGAGCUCAGCAGGACCCGGGGUCUGGGGCGGGGGGCUCGGCCCGGAGGCAGGAGACUGGCGGCGACGCGGCCGGCCACGGCUUCUGUUACUGCCCGGGCAGCCGCAAGCGCAAGCGGAGCAGCGGGGCCUUCUGCUACUGUCACCCCGACUCCGAGACAGACGAGGAUGAGGAGGAAGGGGACGAGCAGCAGCGGCUCCUCAACACCCCUCGAAGGAAAAAAUUAAAGAGUACCUCCAAAUAUAUUUAUCAAACAUUAUUUUUGAAUGGUGAAAAUAGCGACAUUAAGAUUUGUGCUCUAGGAGAAGAAUGGAGUUUACACAAAAUAUAUUUAUGUCAAUCUGGCUACUUUUCUAGUAUGUUCAGUGGUUCUUGGAAAGAAUCCAGCAUGAAUAUUAUUGAACUGGAGAUUCCUGAUCAGAAUAUUGAUAUAGAAGCACUGCAGGUUGCAUUUGGGUCACUGUAUCGAGAUGAUGUCUUAAUAAAGCCCAGUCGAGUUAUUGCCAUUUUGGCAGCAGCUUGUAUGCUGCAGUUGGAUGGUUUAAUACAGCAGUGUGGUGAGACAAUGAAGGAAACAAUUAAUGUGAAAACUGUGUGUGGCUAUUACACAUCAGCAGGGACCUAUGGAUUAGAUUCUGUAAAGAAAAAGUGCCUUGAAUGGCUUCUAAACAAUUUGAUGACUCAUCAGAAUGUUGAGCUUUUUAAAGAACUCAGUAUAAAUGUCAUGAAGCAGCUUAUUGGUUCAUCUAACUUAUUUGUGAUGCAAGUGGAGAUGGAUGUAUAUACAGCUCUUAAAAAGUGGAUGUUCCUUCAACUUGUGCCUUCUUGGAAUGGAUCUUUAAAACAGCUUUUGACUGAAACAGAUGUCUGGUUUUCUAAGAGGAGAAAAGAUUUUGAAGGUAUGACCUUCCUUGAAACUGAGCAGGGAAAACCAUUUGUGUCAGUAUUCAGACAUUUAAGGUUACAGUAUAUUAUCAGUGAUUUGGCCUCUGCAAGAAUUAUUGAACAAGAUUCUCUAGUACCUUCAGAAUGGUUAUCUUCUGUUUAUAAACAGCAGUGGCUUGCUAUGCUCCGGGCAGAACAAGACAGUGAGGUGGGGCCUCAAGAAAUCAAUAAAGAAGAACUAGAGGGAAAUAGCAUGAGGUGUGGUAGAAAGCUUGCCAAAGAUGGUGAAUACUGCUGGCGGUGGACAGGUUUUAACUUCGGCUUUGACCUGCUUGUAACUUACACUAAUCGAUACAUCAUUUUCAAACGCAAUACACUGAACCAGCCAUGUAGCGGAUCCGUCAGUUUACAACCUCGAAGAAGCAUAGCAUUUAGAUUACGUUUGGCCUCUUUUGAUAGUAGUGGAAAACUAAUAUGUAGUCGAACAACUGGCUAUCAAAUACUUACACUUGAAAAGGAUCAGGAACAAGUAGUGAUGAACUUGGACAGCAGGCUUCUGAUCUUCCCUUUAUAUAUCUGCUGCAAUUUCCUAUAUAUAUCACCGGAAAAAAGAACUGAAAAUAAUCGUCAUCCAGAAAAUCCAGAAAACUGAGAAUCUCAUCAGUUGGAAACAGUAGCACUUUGAAAACUUUGGCCAGCUUUAAUUUAAUGGCCCUACUGAUAUUCACAUCCAAGGUGACUAACAAUGACAAAGGCCUUAUGAACUGUACAGAUAAUACAGAAGACUGUUCUUACCCUCAUUACAUUUCUAUGCAUAUAUGAAAAAAACAUUUUAAAGCCAAGAAAAUAUCUGUGAAACCAUUUCUGUUAGAAAGAUGUCGACUCAUGCUUUUAAUUUAGCACCAGUAGAAAAUCACUGUAGGUACAUUUCACAUUUCUCUGCAGCCAAAUAUAGAUUUAGCUUUCAGCUUAAACUCUGAUCCUGCCUAAUGUUAGUGAACCUCAGUUAUCCAUCUGUGAAUUUACUUUUAUUUGGCUAAAAGAAUGCUAAAGGAAUCAGCUGAAUGGCCAAUUACAAAUGCUCUUUCAAUUGGUGCAUUUAAAGCCGUCCUUUAAUUUUUUCAACUGCUCUUUAUGAUUCCUCCUCCUAUUCUAAUAUCCUUCCAAUCUAUACUUGUUUUUAAUUGUUAAAUACUUUUUCCAUGGUUUUGGAGACUUAAGCUGGGGAACUUUUUAUUUGACUUAAGCAUUUUCAGGCUAUUUUAUUUUGCUCUUAAUUUAGCUUUCGUAGGAUUUUAACAACAAAAAAAUCAGCUUAGACUCUCAAAUGAACUUAUUAGGGGAGAAAAUCAGUUUGAUUCUGAGGAUAAUCCUUUGCCUUACGUGGUCUUUUCUUUGACAUUCUGUACAACUCUAUUAUUAGGUCAUGGAUUAUUUCUGUACCAAAUAUUAUACUUUAAACAUUUUCAUAUUCUUUGAUCUUUAGAAUUAUUUAUGUUCAAAUUUAGUUGGGAAUCCUAUUUCCUACUUAAGCUCAGGACUUUAUAACCUCUGAAUUGAGUGCCUUUGAGUUACACAUGCUAAUAGAAAUUUCAUAGUAAAUGUAAAUAAGGUUGGAGGAUCUCAUAUAGAAGCUGAUAAUAAAGCAUUAAUGUAAAAAUAGAACUUAUUUUUGUCAAAAAUGAGAUGUACACUUGUCAUGAUUUAUAUAUGUUGGCUUCUUGUGUUUACUGCUAUUUUGAAAAUAGCCAUGCUCAUCUUUCCAGUCAGAGUAAGUACUUUUUGUGGUUAAUGUAUAUUUUUAGUAUUUUUUUAAAUGGGAAUCAUUUUUAUGUAUCUGUACAAAUAAUAAAUACCCAUUUGGAAAAGGAAUAAAUAAGCUCUUAUAUAAAAUGAACAAAGAAAAAACGUCGUUAAAAAUAGAAUUUUUUUCUUUCUAGUUGGAUUUCUUCCAAUUAGGUUAACUUUUGGAGUGUAUUGAUAGUUUUUCUUCCCCAGUAAUAUGUCCAUAGGUUCAUAAAUUGCUUUUGUCCUUUCAAAAUUCAUCCUCUUUGAACUUAAAGGAACCUUUUAAAUGUCUCCCCCCUCCUCCGUCCCCACAACUAUAGUUUAAAUGUUUCCAAUACAAUAAUUUGGCUCUUUCAGUAGGCUACAUUUCUUAUUUUUAUAUUUGACUAUAAU
Molecule: messenger RNA, 3306 nt
Organism: Equus caballus (horse)
Lineage: Eukaryota; Metazoa; Chordata; Mammalia; Perissodactyla; Equidae
Gene: GMCL1
Product: germ cell-less 1, spermatogenesis associated
Biological process (GO): germ cell development
Cellular component (GO): nucleus
Molecular function (GO): protein binding
Source: RefSeq, a predicted model, not a curated record